Messenger RNA from Anguilla rostrata (American eel), 2080 nucleotides. Its product is annotated as arginine and glutamate-rich protein 1-like. Gene Ontology annotation, cellular component: mitochondrion; nucleoplasm. Bases 257 to 1036 code for a protein of 259 amino acids. The record is from RefSeq and is a predicted model, not a curated record. NCBI's taxonomy places the organism in Eukaryota, Metazoa, Chordata, Actinopteri, Anguilliformes, Anguillidae. The transcript is spliced from 5 exons. Gene Ontology annotation, molecular function: cadherin binding.
CCGAACGCGGUGCACCCUGGGAGAGUGGAGAGAGUCGCCAUCUUUAUCAGAUGAAGUGGCUAGCUAGCUAACAUGCAAGUUAUUAGCGCCUAUAAUUACCACGUUUAUGGGAAUAUUAUAAAAAUUGCAUUGUCUCUCGGAUUAUAUGCUGGUAUAUAAAUAUUACGCAGAUAAGGGAAAUUAUUAAGGACUAAGUCACUCCCAUCAACGGUUUAAGCUUAGCCACCUAUUUGCAUAAGGGUUUGAAGAGGCAGCCAUGGGUCGCUCCCGGAGUCGCAGCUCGUCCCGCACCAAGCACACGAAAAGCGGAAAGCACAGUAAGAAACGGAGCCGGUCUCGGUCGCGAUCCAGAGACAAGGAAAGGGCAAAAAAGCGGUCAAAGUCCCGGGAAGCAAAGAGGAACCGAAGGCGUGAGUCGCGGUCUCGCUCGCGAUCCACCACUGCGUCCGCCCGCAGGGAGAGGGAACGGGAGAGGCCCGCCUCACCGCCCGAAAGGAUUGACAUUUUCGGACGGACGUUGAGCAAGAGAAGUGCCCUGGACGAAAAACAGAAAAAGGAAGAAGAGGAAAAAAAGGCCGAAUUUGAGAAACAGAGAAAAAUCCGUCAGCAGGAGAUCGAGGAGAAGCUGAUCGAGGAGGAGACGGCACGGAGGGUGGAGGAGCUGGUGGCCAAGCGGGUGGAGGAGGAGCUGGAGAAGCGGAAGGACGAGAUCGAGCGGGAGGUGCUGAGGAGGGUGGAGGAGGCCAAGCGCAUCAUGGAGAGGCAGUCUGACUGGAUGGCCCGAGAGGAGGAGGAAAGCUCAAAGAGGGCAGAGCUGGAGAGGAUCCUGGAGGAGAACAACCGCAAGAUCGCCGAUGCCCAGGCCAGACUGGCCGAGGAGCAGCUGAGGAUAGUGGAGGAGCAGAGGAAGAUCCACGAGGAGCGCAUGAAGCUGGAGCAGGAGCGGCAGCGGCAGCAGAAGGAGGAGCAGAAGAUGAUUCUGGGGAAGGGGAAGUCCCGGCCCAAACUCUCCUUUUCCCUGAAAGCAGUGGAGUGACACGCCGUCCGCCACGACCCCUCCACCUUCACCCCCACCCCCACCCCCCACCCCCCCACCCCCUCGCCGCCGCCCCACUCGCCGCACGGUAGCUUCAUGUUGAAGUGUUCCCCCGGAAACUCAUACACUUUUGCUCCCCUUUUUUUUUUAACUUUUUUUUUUUCCUUUUUUUUUUAUCGCUCCUCUGGGCUGUGCUCAACGAACUUUCCGGAACGAGAGGCGGCGACGGGCGGCAGCGACGUUUUUGCGACUUAAGAGAAAAAAACCUGACUGUCCUGUCCUCUGUACUAAAUGCUACGACCGUUGUUCUUAUUGUUUUUGUGAAAUGCUUUUUUUUUUUUUUUUUUAAUCGUCUCUAUUUUUACUUUGUUGGAAGGCAAACCCCAGGCUUGUGUUAACCUGAUGUUCACCAGAAUUGUUAUUUUUUUAAACUGGGAAAUGAAGUGUGAUGUUGUACGUUGUGUGGGCUGAAUAAAGGCGCGUUCGGUCUUAUUAGAAAAGUGACCGUCCUGAACGUGGUUUAACCGCUGCUGCAGGGGAGUAGCCAGUGCGCCAGAAUCGAACGAGAGAAGCCGACCUUUCCGCAAGCACAAGAGCGUCCGCUCGUCUCGGCACUGCAGGGACGCUGUAGGGUUCGUCGCUUCGACGUCAGUCCUCCCCCACCCCCCCCCACCCCGACCUUCUCAUCGCCUUCUGCUUCCUGUCGUACAGUAUAUAUAUUUUUAUGUAUUUAAUUUAAAGAGCGACAUGGACGGGUGAAAAAUGAAGUACGUGAGCGGAGGUGAGAUGUUUCAGCUCAAAUGUUGCGGUGCCCCGGCCCCGCCCUCCCGACCCGGGGGGCCCCCAUUAACCGGAGAACAGGAGAGGGCCGGUGAGGGAUUCACUCGCUGUGCGGUACCUUAUAAUACGGUCUGUGAUGUGCAACGUUUUUUUCCCCCCUGAUGUACGAAUCCCUACACAAGAAAAGAAAAAACAUGCCAAUCUGUGUCCUGUGUCAUUAAAUUCUCUCUGAGUAACUUUUGUUACGUAUGAGUGCAGUCUGCA